CAAAAUGGCGCCCAACUGUCGGUGUGUGUGAAUCAUAACAAGCUGUUUCGUGGGCUAAAAAUAUUAAACGUUGAGAGGAUUCAGGUACUUCAUGGUUAAAAGGAGACUCUGAUGCCAAUAGGAAUAGCAAAUGUUUGUUUUAACAGCGCACGACUCUGAUUUUCCGUUUCAACCAACGUUUCUGUAGCUCUUGUAUAAAUAUCAAUGAACAUCCACCUAUAGUCAAGCUUUUGAUUACAAGACGAGAAUGAAGGGCGAUACAUCACGUUAAUUUAAAACAAUUUUCAAGUAGGGAUAACUUGUAAUUUGCUACAACCUGACCUCUUGUUGCAAUCAGACAACAUGGCUGACUCACAGAUUGUCUCCAUCACAGCUUCCCUUGUCAGGGAAUACCUGAGCCGAAAGGUAAGCUUAGAUUUCCAAAGAAGGCUUAAUCUUAGCAUAUAUGUGCUGGUUGGCAUCUCUGUAUAUUACAGGGUAGGGCAUUACAUCUGCAACCCCUUUUCCUUCCCUAAGGAUGGCAGGUUUUUGAAUAGGGGGUUCAGAUUAAGAAAUUGACAAAAUUUUGACCCUUCAGAUAAUUUUUUUAAAGUUGCCUACAUUAACCCUUAAGAUUUCAUUUUUCAAAAGGUGCCUACAGGAAUUGAAGGGUUCGGGUUGCAUGGUGCAGACAAUAGAAUGCAGAGUUCUAGUGAACAUGUAUAUCUGCCGUUGUACACUUAAUGUCAGGUCCCAAGCUAGGGAAAGCAUUUAGUUUUGUUUUCCUGAGAGUCCUACCCGGUAAUUACCAUGUUUGCUCAUUCUAAAUGGCUGGACUUUGGCCAAGUUCCUGUCUUUUAUAAUAAUAUUAUUAUUUUUUGAACCUCAACUUUGUCUUUGGCUAUAAGCACACCAAAAGAACCCUUUGCAUUUGAGUUAACAUUGACAAAGCAGGCUUUGUCUUUGUUAACUCGUGAAAUGUAUAAUGGAAGCAUUUUAAAUAAUGACACACGCAUUUGUUUAUGCACAAGCAGGGGCUUAAGACCACCUUACAGACCUUGGUCAAGUUCCUGUCUUUUGUAAUAAUAUUAUUUUUGAACCUCAACUUUGUCUUUGUCUAUAAGCACAUCAAAAGAACCCUUUGCAUUUGAGUUAACAUUGACAAAGCAGGCUUUGUCUUUGUUAACUCAUGAAAUGUAUAAUGGAAGCAUUUUAAAUUAUGACACCCACAUUAAUUCUGUUUAUGCACAAACAGGGGCUUAAGACCACCUUACAGACCUUGGAUAAAGAAAUGCCAAGAACUGAAGAUAGGUACAUGUCACUCCAUAAGAUACAUCUGUACUGAGUGCUUUUAGUAAAAACUUAGAGAGUUUUGGACAAGAAAGGUGCAUGAUUGUGCCAGUUAGGUCAAUUUUCUUUACAAGUACAUCCAAAACAACAGAUAACUUUAUGUUCACCAAACUUUGUUGUGGGAAUUUAAUUUCUAGGUUUUAUUUUUCGUGAGAAAUGUGAAAAAUUUGUCAAUAUUUUGCUAUUUUAAUUUCUAUAAAAAAUAAUGUUGUAAUGUAAUAAAAUUUUGAUGGGCAGCAAAUUAUUGCAUUUAACUGUACUGUGAAUAUUCUACAAAGCAAAUCUAAUAAAACAAAGAGGUUAUGAAAUGUGAAUGAGUAACGUACAGUUAAGUUACUAACUAAUUAUUAUAGUCGCAUGGACAUAACAACUCACUGUAAGUGAACCAAAUGAAGUAUGCAAAAAAAGAUAUUCCUUUUAGUGAUAAAAAUGCACUUAACCCACCAAAUAAAGGAACCUAUCUUCUUUUGAUUUAUUCCAUAGCAUUAGCAACCGUCUGCAACUUGCCAAAGAGAUGCACAUAGAAAGACUCAUGAAAAAGAAUAAGGUGGGUAGUAUGCAAUGGUCUCCACUGUUACAGUCAGAAUUUUCAAUAAUAAUUAUUGCAUUCUGCACAUUAUCUAAUCAGAAAAUAAUACUACAGUCAACUCUCUUUAAGAUGGACACUUAUGGGACGGGCACUAAGUGUCCGUCUUAUAGAGAGUCAAAUAAAGGGAGUCAAGAAAGGCGGGGACCAACUCUAGGUGUCCAUAUUACAGAGGUGUCCGUCUUAUAGAGAGUCAAAUAAAGGGAGUAAAGAAAGGCAGGGACCAACUCUAGGUGUCCCUUUUACAGAGGUGUCCGUCUUGUAGAGAGUCAAUUAAAGGGAGUAAAGAAAAGAAGGGACCAACUCUACGUGUCCAUUUUACAGAAGUGUCCAUCUUAAAGAGGUGUCUGUUAAGCAUUAUCUUAGGGUUAUCAGGGCUGUCAGUCAGAGCCAGGGGUGGGGGAUUUUCCCCGGCUACUAUGAACGUGGCCCUGACUACCUUCAUAGGAAAAUAGAACCAAAGCAAAUCCUUACCUGUUUGAUUCCCCGUCUACUGUUUGUAUCUACCUGGCAACUUGAAAUCUUAGUCUUUAUGCAAAAGUUCUGCCAAACUCACCCACCCAGUACUCAACCUCUUUAUCCCUACUGGGACAUAAGACCUUGAUCAAGCUUUGACACUCAAUCCUGUUCUGAGCUUUGGCCUGUGAUUCACCCCAUGUUAGACCCAUCUCCUCCAGCUCUUUCAUCACUAUUCUUUACCAGGUAGUUUUUGGACCGUGCCUUUUCCCCCUCCCAGUUGGAGUCCAUCUCAUGGGUAUCCUGUCGCUGGGCAUGCUUAGAACAUAACCAAGGCAUCACAGCCUGUGGCUCAUAAUAGGCUGAUUUAGCAACAGAACGGGAGUGUCAGUUGAUGACGGAAAAGUGCACGAAAAGGACUGAAUGCAACUGACAGUGCCCAAUUUCCCACUCUGCCAUUAGUUAAGCCAGUUGUUUCAUUUGUGUGCGCUGUCGUCAACUGACAUUCCUGUUCUGUUGCCAAAUUAGCCUAAUACAUGUAUUUUGAGAGACUGUACCAUACUGUCCAUCUUUUUAUACAGCUCGUCAUAAGUGAUCUUGAAAGUUCUGCAAAAGAGGUUUCAUUGUUUUGAAUGGCAACACCAUUUGUCCGCAGACUGAAUAAUGUUACUGUUUUGUAGAGUGACAAAUAAUCUGGCGAUAACUUGGUGGAUGAGUGAAAAGGUUAAUCAGGAAUGGGUUGCAUCUCAUUGGAAUUGAUUGAAAUCUCCCUGGUAGACUUAUUCAAAUGCACAGGCAUAGUUUUGAUUGUGUCGUUUCUUCUUUGUUUAGUCAAAAGUUCAAAGGUACCUUGGAACAUACAUUCACUAGGAAUUUUAGUAAGAAAUAGCUGACUAUUACUUCUAGGUGCCCUGAAUUCUUUGCAGAGCUAACUUGCCAGCUCUCUGUACAUGUACCAAGAGAGAAUUAUAUUCACUGCUUGAUUUCCAUGAUUGAAGUUACCAGCCUAACCAAGAAUCUUCUUUCCUACUUAUUGUUUGGUCAGGAAUUACCAGAACCAUUUCGUACCAUGCUGGAGGUCAUGGUUCAGUUUAUGAAAAAUCGAGACGUUCAAAGUGGCUCAACAUCUGUUGGAGCAGAUAAGUCAAGUCAAAAGUCAAAGCAAACAAGGUAUUAAUAACACUGCUGCAAGAGCUGUUUGUACAACAAAUGAAUAAUUGAAAAUGGUUCCUCCCAGAUAAAAUUGGUACCACACAAAUUCAAAACAUUUCAGUACCACUUUUGAGGAGUGAGGGCAUGAACAGCCCAGGAUGGGGGUACUCCCAAUAAUGGCGUAUACAGGGAGGCUUCGCCCAAAGGGGUACCUUUUUCAGGCUUCAGGGUUGUAUAUGAAAGGGCAGGGAAUUUACUGGUUGAAGUUAGUAUAUAUAUAUGUCAAAUCAGUCUGUAAAAGGACUUAAAAGUCUAACAGAUGCAUCUUGGGCCUGUUGAAAUGACAAGAAAACUUCCUGGUUUAGUGAUUUAUUCACAAAGACAGUACAUUUACAGUACUCAAAAGAAAUGCAUGCUUUUUGACCUUAUCACAAUGUAGGUAUGUGAAAAAGGUUGGGAAAAGGUACCUUUUCUGACUUGGACCUCAGGGCAGAACCUCCCUGUACAAUGUACAUGCACAUAUCUUCAUUGAGUGCCCUCAUCCCCCUCCGGGGUAUUCAGUCAACUCUUGAAUUUUGUCUGUAGAGGCACUCCUUUCAGUGAGUUCCAUGUACAUGUACUUCAAUGGUAUGGGCACCUUUCAAUGUAAACUGACAUCGAUGUAUGGACAUGUAUAUAAAGUUAACUCCUUCCAGUCUUCUCCUCAGUUCUUUUCUAAGAAUAUUGACGGCCUCUUAGUACUCUAUGCUGUUCAUCUACACUGUACUGUGGUAACUUCAUUUGGUGCAUUUGACUGUCAGGGAAAGAAAAAAAGAAUCCAGUACUAGGACAACUGCACAACCAUCAAAUAAUGAUCUCAUCGAUAACAUGGACAAACUGGGUGAUAAAAGCGACAGAAAAGACUAUGACGAUCUAUUUAAACGCCUGGAAAAACCUUCAAGCAAAGUUCACGGCUCUCCAACAGGCAUAAAGUUCGCUAAUGACUCCACCCAGAUGCAAGUCAGUACACAGAAAGAUGAUUUGCAUAAAGGAGGAGGUAGAGAGGCAAGUGAUAUUGGUGGAUUACUACAAUCAGGGAGCCUGGGGCCAACUGCGUCAUUGUCGGAUCAAAUGGCAUUGAAACAGAAAAGUAAACGGAGACUUAAUAGCAGUAUUGGUGGACCAGUUAUUAGUUCUGGACUUGCUGUUAAAAGAGACUCAAGAACUCGUCAUAGUACUGGGAGGCUUAGUGGCAGUUUAACUGCAAAAAGCAUUGGAAGCUUGUUUGGAGAUGAUGAGGACAGUAAAGAAUUGAGUAGUGUAUCCACUCCAGAUCAUGAUCCAUUGGUUAACAAAGUAAGGAGUUACUUUGCAGUGUAUGUCUGGUGCGGUAUAUCUACAUCAUUAGGGACCGUUCAUUUUUUAUGAAGUAGGGGGGCUUGGGCUGGUGGGAUUUGAGGGUAGACCAUGAAAAAAAUAUGGCUUUAAAGGGGGGUUCAGGAGACAACUAUUGGGUGUAAAGGGGAGGGGGGGGGUUACCAAUAAAAUCCUUCAAGUUUUGUGGGGACUAUACUUGUAAUAAUGCAAAGAGCCUACCAGAAUGCAAAAAACAGCGUUUCUGACGUUCAGAAAGUUUACAUUUUGCCGGGGAUGCAUGCCUCCGGACCCCCUACUUAAUUAAGCACCAAAAAGUAAUUCUACCCCACCAAAAUAAAAAACUUUUACGUAUUAACAAACCAAUUUACGUAUUAACAAACCAAUUAAAAACAACAUGGCCGUCCUCACUUGGUAUACCAUCCAAUGUAGUAAAUAUUUUGUACAAAAAUAACUACGUGUGCUACUUUUUGAAGCUCCCAAAGUCUCUCUUGCGGUUUUCGUUUUUUAAUAAGACUCCUUUGCAUCGUCAGCUUAAGUUAUAUAGACAAUGUCUGUUCUCUACUUAUAUGGCCAUUCAGAAAGUGUACUUGAUUUAUGUUCUGUCAAUUGGUUCAUUUUUUCUCCAUCCUUUUUUCUGGCGGCGGGGGGAAUGUCAUCUCAAUUAAUCUGGGAUACAAGAGGGAACCCCCCCUAAAAUAAUUUCUAAUGAAGAGGGGUGUCAUCAUAUACUACAGGAGCUAUCCGUUAAAUUCACCAACACCCCCCUCCCUUCUCCCGCCCUUAUUAGGGCGCUUAAGCAAAGGCGUUUCUAAGCAACACAUGGCAGUCGAUUUGCCCAAAUUUUCAGGCAAAUUAACAAACUAAGCAACAUAAAUUUUAUAGCAUCAAGGCAUAUUAAAAGGGAAAAAUGCUCACUUUGGGAAAUGGCGUCGCUCAAGAAGGCCUCUUUUUAAGCUCCCUAUUGAAUAUAAUUGUAACACGAGACACCCCUGAUUGACCCCCUAAAAAAUUUGUACUUGGGAGAAUUUGUUUAAAGAUCAAAGCAUUUUUCCUUAAUUUGGCUGAUCAUUUCAUUGAUUCUCAUUGCCUUUUCUUAUGCUUUUUAAUGAUAUUGUUCGGAAAAAUUAGCCUGCCAGCAAGCUCUCCAAGGUGCUCUGGUGGCGGGGCGAAAGGAGAAAAUUGACGUUAGUCAUUCUUUCAGAUUUAAAGGUUUAAGGAGUGUUGUCCAUCUUUGAACUUUAAUUUCUUGACUCUAGUUCCUCAAUACUCGCCUGCGUAGUUGAACUGAAGGGACUUUGCACGCACGACCGAGUAAUUCCAUAGAUGUUUCUAUUUGUUGUUGCCUUGGCUGUAUAAUGUCGCGAUAAGAAAGGGGAUGAGUUGCGCUCAUAUGAGGUGGGCUGACUGGUGCCAAUUCACCACCCUGAUUCUGCCAGUUACGUAUAGGCUAGACUUGCCACAAGUCGACCUCACGAGUUUCUAAACGAGCGACGAAGUUGUGAGGGGUCUUGGACGAAGGACUUUUUUGAAAGUUUACGUAUAGGUACCCUGCGAACAGAGGUUUCUGUCUUGCAUGGCUUUUAGCGUUUACGAAGUCGCCGGUUCGCGUGGCGUGUCUGUCGUGUGGUUAGUUUCUUUCCGCCCCGUGAGACGUAAACAAACUAACUACGCGACAGACAAGCCACGCGAACGACUUUGUAAACGCUAAAAGCCAUGCAUGAGAGAGACCUCUGUUCUCAGGGUAGCUAUAGGUUACCUGGAUACUUACUAGAGUAUCGAGUUUUUAACCCAAAGGAAUGUGCCUAAGACGUUUUUAGUAUAAUGUCGACCUCUGGAAAUGAGGUCUCCGUCGUUUGAGUCAAGAAAUGUCUUACAUUUGUACAAUAGUGGCCUUAUUUUCCCUUUUCGGCAGACUGAUGAACUUCACAAUACGCAGGAUGUUCCUGUUGACCGAAAGGGAAGAGAAAAACAUAGACCGUGAGUAUCACUCUAAAAAUUAUCGACUCCUUUUUUUUUCUUUUUAAUAAUUUGGGAGACAGAAAUAAUAAUUACCUGCAUAGAGUAUACUUCGCGUUUAACAUUAUUUGUGCUUAAAACGUUGUGUGCUCAAAAAUUAUAUCAGUAAGGAUGAUGUUGCUGUAUACUGUUUAUUUCUAUUUUUCAUUUUUUCAGGGAAGAUAUUUCAGCUAAACAUCAUAGAAGAAACACAUCUAAUGAAAUCUCAAGGUAGCUAUAAGUUAAAUGAUGUUCUCAGUACUGGCGUUCUAGAAUCAGGUCUCCCUCUGUCCCUUCAAGUCAUCUAGAUUUUCAACUGUUUGUUUUUUUCUGCUUAGAAACCAGCCUGUCACCAGUACAUUGAGGAAUCAGAAGGUAAUACUAUGAUUAUUUGAACAGUGGAUGAACAGUCGAACCUCCACUCGGAGGUUACAGCAAUUGCACCAAAGUCAUUAACCACCUUUUUUUUGUUUACUUAAGGCUAAAAGCAGCGAUCUGGUGUUUGAAGAUGUUGACGACGACCUAGAUCAAGAACUUGGUCAUUUAACCUUAGGUAUGGUAGAUCUAUACAGUCGAACCUCCAUGUGCGACCAUCUCUCGUAAGCGAUCACCUCCCAUAAACGACCGCCAAUCCAAAACAAUAAAAUUUUCCCAGUGAAAGCCUUACAGCUGGAACCUCUAGUAAACGACCACCUCGGUCCUCCUAUAAGCGACCGCGACUACUUUUUGUGCCUGACUGUCAAUGAUUUUGCAUUGGUUUUAACCUCUUGUAAGCGACCACAGUUGACACAUUCUCUGAUCUCUAGGUUCGCUGUGUCCACUAUGCUUCUUACAAUAUACAAAGAGCUUUAAUGACCACGUGGAACUACAAAUGUCGUAAUUAUCUUCCAUAAAGUAGAUGUGUCUGGACCUCUUCUCGGAAGAGGUUCCCUGUGGUUCGAUUCUUGUAAACGACCCCCUCCCGUAAGCGACCACUCAUUCUUUUCAUUUUGGGUGGUCGCUUACGGGAGGUUCGACUGUACGUGUAAAUAUGAUGGUCUGAAAGCUGUUUAAUCCGACUGUAAAUCGAUUCACCUCAGGGAACCCGCUGGAUAAACCUCGAUUUGUCCAUUGUCAGUGUAAGACCUAUUAAGAUCAAUAAAAGGAGGGUUUAUUGACUCCAAAAUACUCUAGCUCUAGCUACUCUCGUGUGAAGCUGCUGGUAACACCAUACAGUCAAAUCCCGUUUUACGGACACCUUUUUGAUUGGGACUUCUUAUUAUUUCGAAUAGUUUUCUUUGUCCCUAGCCUGGGGAAAUAGAGCCCUUACAUUUUCUCUAACUUCAACCCCCUUUAUACGGACACCCCGUUAAUAAGGACACUUUCUCGGUAUCCGUGUUAAUUGGGUUUGACUGUACACAGAAACAAAUAAAUCGUUAAGAUCUCCCGCCAGGAAAUGGAUCCGUAAACAAAAACAAACAAACAAACAAAUCACUCCGUAUGUGGACGUAGCGCUUGCGUUGGGGCGGGGCUUGAACUUGCAAAUCCAAUUCCAGGGCUCUAACCAGCCUCUUACCCAGGCCAGUUCGCGCUAUCCGAGUUACCAGAGGAGGCUUGGAACUGAGCGCGAUAGCGCGAGGCGUCCUCGGCGAAUUUUCCCGACAAGCUUGACAGGUGACGUCACAUCCGAAAUCCCCGAGGACAACUGAGGACGAGGCUGGGUUCUAACCUCUCUGCCACGGUUCCUCCAAAUGUAGGACUUACGUCCUUCUGCACUUAGAGUUUGGUUAAUUGAAAGCUGCUAUAACAAAAUAUUUUAAGUUUACUCAUAUUUUAGGUCCAAAGAAAAUUACGCAAGUUGAUGUCCAAAACAAACCUAUCACUUUGGAAACAGCAAUGGUAGGUGCAAUCUUAUGGUCUUGAAAUUUACAUGUAACUAGUGAAAACUUCCAGUGACUCUUUCUGUAUGUUAUUGUAUUCUUUUUCUUCUUGUAAUAUGUUGAACUUUUCAUCACCUAUGCGUACUAUGCGUAACGUUUUGUCCCUCCUAGAUUAGCUUAAUAGCUAUUUGCGGGGUAUACAACACUGUAAAACUUUAUCUUUUGUUGUCGUUUUAACAUUGUUGUUGCUGUGCAUAAAAAGGCCGUUUCAUCCUUUUUGUAAUUACAUUUUGAAGUCAAUCUUAUCAAGACAAGGACUUUGUUAUAAUGCUUUCCCCUUAGCCUAUUACAGUCUACGCCCCCCUAGUCCUUAUCGUCGCAAGCGACUGCUAAAAGACAAUAAUAAUAAUAAUAAUAAUAAUAAUAAUAAUAAUAACAAUAUAAUAAUAAUAAUAAUGAUAAUAAUAAUAAUAAUAAUAACAAUAAUAAUAAUAAUAAUAUUUAUAGAGGAAGCCCAACUCGCCAAGGCGGUUUUCAGUGGGGCCCUCAUGCAUUAAUUUAACUAAUUUAAUCAAUUAUUACGAAAAAAGUAAAAUAAGUUUGCAAGUAAAAAAUUUUAAAACAUUUAAAAUCUUAAAAUCGAUUAUUCAAAAAAUAUCAAGAACGCCUGAUCACGCUGACACACUUGAUUUAGGCAAUACCCUGAGUAACUAGUCGCCUAUUUACUGAUGCAUUUGUUGAUCACAUUAGGGCUUGAAGAAUCUUAUAUUUGGAAAUGCCAAGUCGAGCUUUACACCUGAAUGGAGAAAUCAAAGCUUUUCAUUCUGUGACUUAUAUGGACUGGAAUACGGAAUUGUACAACUAAAGGUAAGGUCAAGUUAAUGCGAAUAUUUCGCUUGAAUCUCUAGAAAAAAAGGGAAAUUGUUUGAACCAUACAACGGUGACCAGUGGUCCAAGCUGCGACCGUUUUGGUUGCCAUGGUGAGUAAAAAACAAAAUUUUGCGAUUAAAAGUGCAGCGAAAGUCGCCAAUUGGGUACACACCUGUUUUAGGCGGUAAUGCGGCCAAGCCGUUGCUUUUUCAAUAAGUAAGUUUUUAGUGAGAUAACAUUUGCGUGAAAUAGUUAUCAGUUACGCUCCUGGCGACCAUUAUAUGAUUUUAGGUUGCAAAAAGGCAACUCUGUAGCACUGAAAGUCUUCAGAUUUUAAAACAAAUGAAUAAAAUAAUUAAUUAAUUAAAAGGAACCCUAGAGUGAUCAGCCUCAAAGUUCUCCUUGUAGUAUCUUUGCUUUAUAAAACAUAGUGAUUAGAUUAUGAUAUUAGGGGUUAUCGUUGUUGUUGUUGUUGUUUUUCAGGGUGGACCCUGUGGAGUGCUCGCUGCUGUACAGGCGUUUGUCCUCAAGCAUUUGCUGUUUGGCGGAAAGAAAGGGGACUCUAAAAAGUACAUUGUGUUUCAGAUACAAGAGUAUCUGAUGUUUACUCAUUUUUUUCUCUAGGGUAUCUUUAAAUACCACGAAAAUGUCUGUUGGUUUGAUGAUUUAGUUUAGAUUGUAAAUAAUCAUUUUCAGUUGUCGUCCCUUUUUCUUGCAAUAUUCUGUACCAUUGACGUCAUUUCAAAUAGACUGAGCGCGGAUGCCAAUGGCGCCUUUGUAUGCUGACGUCCGAGCUUACUGUUCACAUGUUAUAAUAUAUUGUAAGAGGGCACGUCUGUUGUCCUCUCAUCCACGACUCUUCAUUUAUUCAUUCGUUUUAACGGAUAUCGCAAGCGUCUUCCAAAGUUGGUCAACGCUAGCUGGUUAUAUUAAGGUGUUUCGAUACAGUUUUUCAGAGGCCAUACCGAUAUUUUUCUUAUAAGUGGUUUUUUCCUCCUCCAAUCGCUAUAAAAUUUUCACCUGUAAUUGCCUAUGGAUUGAAAUUUGUGAAAAUGUAGUUUUAAGUAAAAUCGAUAUUACAAUGACAACAAUAAACAAAAAACUUUGAAAUUGGUAAAAGCCGAAUUUUGUGUGAUGUAGACCAGCUACUGAAAAUCCAACACUAGGAACUUAAAGUUUGGUGUCUAGCAAACGAUCUCCUUAAGAAGUAGAAAAUUCUGUAUGUUUGAAUUCGACUAAAACGAAAAUAUAUGUCAACCCUUAAAUUUUCAAUAGCCGUGAUAGAUUAUUUAAUAAAAACCUUAUAAAUGAUUCAAAUUAUUGUUAAGUAGCGUCAGAAUGCGCUUAAUAUAGUAUUUUGAUGCUAGGAAAUCUUGGUGUAUUUUUGUUCUUGCGAUCUAGAAAACUAAGACGUUUUCUCACCACCUGUCUAAGUGCAACUUCAUUCAAAAUUUGGACUUUUCGUGCUUUUUUGUAUAUCUCUGAAACGACUGGAACGAAUUUUUUAAUAAUCUCCUCUCAUAAUCUUCAUAAUGUAUAUAAUAAUGUGUCAAACUUUCAUUAAGAUUGAUUCACUGCAACACCUUGAAAUUUCAAGACAAACCUUUCCUACGAAUCGGUCAAAAAUCUGCGUUACAACAGUCACUGUUUUGACGUUAUGCUAAUUGUUCCAAAGUAAUGCGAACUAUACAUACCUAAAUGACCAGUACAUUUUAGUUUGAAUUUAUCGCAUCUUUUGAAUGUAAAACAUCGACAAUAGUCACACUGAAAUAUAUUAGUCAUGGAUAUAUGUAUUGUCCGCAUUAAUUUACUUCUCACGGAGGUUAUUUGCUAAACAUCAAACUUUUUUUGCUAGUGUUGAAUUUUCACUAGCUGGCCUAGAUCGCGCAAAAUUAGGCGUUUCUCAAUUUCAAAGUUUUUUGUUUAUUGUUGUCAUAGUAAUAUCGAUUUUACUAAAACCCACAUUUUGACAAAUUUCAAUCUAUAGUCAACCAUUGUUGAAAAUUUUAUAGCGAUCAGACAAGGAUAAAAUCACUUUUAAAGUGAUUGAAAAAUAUCAGUAUGGCCUCUGAAAAACUAUAUCGAAACACCUUAAAGAUGAGGGAUUUGAGCCAAUCAGAAACGGAGAAAUUAAAUGGCGAUAAUAAAUUUUUUCCCAUUACCCUUGUCAUUUCCAUUUCUAGUAACAACUUCUGAGAAUAACUCAGCCAUGCCCUUCUUUUUCGGCUGCUCCUGUCCGGACGUGGUGAUUAUGGAAACUAGUUUUUUUUAAUCUUUUAAUAAAUCCUAUUUCAUGUUCAUUUUAGGAAACUUCAGCCUUCUUCACGAGAAAGAACCAAAGCUCUUACAUCAGCUAUUAGUGAAAUAUUAUGGAGGGCUGGUGACAGCAGAGGUGCAGUAGUAGCCUUGUAAGUUGCUCUCGAAUUUAGUUUAUGCAUUAUUUAAAAAACGAGCAGGAGUGUUUUACCGAGUUUGAAACACGAGGCGUUGCCGUGAGUGAUGUGUCGAUAUAGAGUGAUUGUCAUCGGGCACUCCACUCUGCUCAAGGUGGCCUCAGCCGAGUCACAUGUCUGGACUGCCAGUGCCGGUAGUCUUCUGGGUCAGCCAUAAUAAGGACUUUAAGAUCCAACGACGCGGACGGCAACGCGAAAGUAGAAAAAUCAAUAGGUUUUAUCAGCAGACAACAACUUUGAACAAGUAGACGAAAUUUUAUCUCUUUCUGAACAUGGUUAUGGUCCCUAGGAAUUCAACUGCAGAAGGGUUCGCCUACAUUCGACAAAGUAAGAGGGUAAUGAUUGCGAUAAAGACUGAAAGAACGCAAAUUCACUUUUUAAGCGACGUUCUCGUUGCCGUCGUGUCGUUGGAUCUUAAACUCUCUAGUGGUAGCCUGCGUCGCAGACGUAAUCUUAUCGCAGUUAGUAACGUCUGCGAAGCAGCCCAAAGGUUCUUGUUCGACGCCCCAAACGGACUUGAUGAAUCAGUUAUCGGAAGGGCGUUUGGAUUUCCCUUCAACCCGGACCAAUCACGGCGCGUACUCAAUCCUGGUACACAGGCGGCGCCUUGAAGAACGGUGACGGAAGAACGGAAGAACGGCGACGGCAACGGCAACGACAAACACCAAAAGCCGUGCCUUUUGGUACGUUAUUUUACCGUUCUCUACGUAAAAUUUGUUUUUUGCUGAAUGUGGCGAACUAUGAAGUGGGUGACCACAAGACGUCGAUGCGAUCAAAGUUGUUUUCGCUGUCGUCGUCGUUGUGAUUGCUUAAGCUUCUCGAAUCACAUCCAUUGAGACCAUAGCAAUAGAAAACAAAACCAAAAUAAAACAUCAAACAAAACAAGUCAAUAACAACAAUCAAGACAUGGCCUUUCGUUUUCCCUUUUAUGGUGUUGUUAGUUUUGCUCUUACAACUCAAAAUUAAGUCAGUCACUUCACAUCCUCUGAUUCAUAUCUCUCGCCCCAAGAAUAACGUCGCUUGAAACAAAAAUCGCGCAACAUCUUUGAGGAUGGAGCAAUCACCAAAUCAAGUAACACAAAAUAUCGAAAAGACACCUUAACUCGGUAGCUACAAUAAUUUCGACAACACCCGAAGUUACAUCCCAUUUAGUUAAUUCUCACAAUUUAUUUCAGACCUACUGGUGGUUCUAAUGUUUUUGGUGCUGGGCGAUACAAACCGGACCAGUUAACAGAAGCGGUAAGUACUGCAAUUUCCCAUAAGAUCACCCGACGUCUACCCCCUGACAGAACGUUUUAAAACAAGAUGGGACAUUUCACGCCAAAAUGGUUCGAUCGUGACAUUUUUACGGGAAAAUAGGGUUGAGAAGUCACUUUCCGUGAAGGGUGACUUCGUAAUACAUGUUUGGCUUUACCGAAAGAGAUCGGUCUCCGCAAUAGUGCUCCCAUUAGACCUCUUUAACGAAUAUUGUUCAUGGUGGAUGUGAGAUUUGCAGGUAGACUGUUGUUACUAUAAUUGCUGCCAUAAUGCAAUAAUGGUAUUUUGUUCCUACACAUUUGCUCGGGGUAGAUUUUAGCUGUUCAAACAUAAGAUGCAGCGUUCGUACGCGUCUUGAAAACCCUUGAAAACCCUUGAAUUUCAGGAGUCCGAUUUCAAGGCCUUGAAAGUACUUGAAUUUCGUUUUUGGUCCUUGAAAGUCCUCGAGUUUUUAUUGAACAAGAUCGAAAAUGUUCUGCACUAUCUGUAAACCCAAAUUAUAAAUGUUAACACAAACAUUUUUCUUGGUUUUGAGGUAAAAUUGUCAUUAAAAAAGUCCUUGACAUUUCUAGUUAGGGUCGUGGAAAGUCCUUGAAAAGUCCUUGAAUUUUUGGCCUGAAAAAGUGUACGAACCCUGAAGAUGGCAAAAGGAAAGAGUGAGGUCUGAAUUCAGGUUUGAAAGCUAAGAAAAAUAGAAAAUUCAAUUAAAUUCUUUUUGUCUCCACACUGAUGAUUGGGUACUCUAAAAUGAAUAGAGAAAAGGUUUCUGACAAAAUGCUUUAUUAAAAAAGAAAAAGAAAUCCAGAUAAAAUUUUAACCCUGAGUUUGCUCUAAUCGGCCUUCGAACACCUGGGCCCUGCAAUGAAAGCGAUUACCUCUUUGUUAUUAUUUUUGACAAGACAUGUCCAACUGAUGUCCGACCGCAGUUAAGAUUUCGCCGAACGUGGGCCAAUUUUAGUUGGACUUUGUUCGAUGACCAACUAUUAUUUGCAGCCCUGCACGAUUGAUAAAAAUGGGCCUUGUUUGUUUUCUUACAUCAAGAUGAGGAUAUUUUUCUGUUGUACUCUACUUGCAGUUUUGUAAUUCUGAGUUAAUCACAUCUGCUCACUCACUUUUUUCUGUAAACCGCAGCUUGUGGUAUACACCUUCAAGUCUUCUGAAAGUCUUCUUAGUUUUAUCUCGCAAAAUAUAUCGCAGGUACGUAAAAUUCUUACUAGGUUGCUCUAUCCUUACCUGUUGUGUGUCUGUACAAUUAGCAAUUAUUGAAUGAGUCUGGAUAAGGUGGCUUUUAUUUCUCCUUUUCACAAGGUACCGUUGCUUACCUUUUAACCAUUGUAUCUGUUUUAUGAUGUUUGUUAAAAAGGAUUAUUUUAUUAAGCGUAAAUCAUUGGUGAAACGAUUACUGAAGUCGGUUUACUUAACAGCAAAAGUGAUACUUGAUGUGCCCACCAAUGACUUAUCGCGAUAUUUCCAAGUGCUUGACCUUGUCCGAUAAAUGCUUAUUGCUUGGAAACAAGGGCCGAAAGUUAGCGGUCUGUAAUAUGCCCCUUCAUUCUAAAUGGAGCAAAUCAGAACCGCCUCAAUGAAGAGGAGAAGUCGUUAUGUCACGUUGCCAUGGUAGCAAAAUGUCUGGAUCUGAACAAACCGUAGCCCAUGGCACAAAAAAAAAAACGAAAAAGUUAACGUGAAUUCCUUUCCUGUGCAUGAUUGCACUCAGGAACAAAACAGUAUCCCACACUUUUCUUCCAUCGUUCGACAGUGCAAAUGGCCGUCCUUGUCAAGAAAGAUUGUUAAGAUCCAGAUCAUGAUUUUGCCACCAUGGUAACGUGACGUCACACUUCUCCUCUCCCUAGGGGAGUUUGCUUGCUGAUUGUGGUUCACUUAAACCAACAUUGCCACCGUGACGUCAUGGAAGGUCCUCAUUAGGCUUCUUCAAUCCAGUUAUUCCGACCGUAAUCCUAAACAUGCCUUUCAAUAGACAGAUUUGUUGGACUGAAUACAGUUACAGUCAACCGAAUGACAAAACGUCGAUAUCGUAAGUCUAAAUGAAAGGUGUUUAGAGCGCGUCUCCAAAUUAAGUGAUGUAUCGUUUUUCAGUGCAACUGGUUUGCCAAAUUUUCGUUGUCCAAUUCCCGUCUCACUUUCAUAAUUUCACCCUGAAUCUCCAUUUCCUUUCCCUCUAAAAUCCCGGAUCCCGACCGUCAAAUAAGCGAAAUCUCGGAUCCCGAAAAGCCUACUGAGGGCCCAUCGCGGGAGGGGGGGACUCCCAUAUGAAAGGGGCGGAGAUGAUGGUCGGAACUUUUGAAUUAAAUCCCUAAAGGAGACCAAUCUGGGCGUGGCCCAACCUUUUUUGACCCGUAAAUAAACUUUGAUAACAUGAAACGCGUAAAUAAAACAAAAAGAGACCUUUACGGCUAAAUAUAAUGGCGUUUUGCCCAGAAUACCGUAAGUGAGACCGAACAUUGCACCCCUAAGCGAGACAACGAGCAUCCACGCCCCUUUAGUUCGUCUUCAACGUCUUGCGCUUGCCGGUAUAAAAUUAACAUGGCUUUACUAGAGUUUUUAUCACAGGCAUAUUAACAGCUCAUAAGAGCCAAACUUAAUCCUGAAUUAUGUACUUUCCGUAUAACUGCAUUUCAUCUAGAAAUAAAUCCACUUUUUGUCCAUUUUCAGUUUGAGUCUGAUAGUAGCAGUGGAUGUAUUUUACUGUUGUAUUCUGUGAUAUUGUCCAGGUCAAUACGAAAGUAAGUGAAGCUCUAGUAAAUGAUAUUUAACCCUUUAAGCCCUAAUACCCACAUACAAAUUCUUCAAACUAAUGCUAGAUAUUUCCUCAAAGAAUUAGUUGAGAGAAUGUGAUAUAAAAAAUCAAAGCAUUUUCCUUUCAAUGAUCAUUUCUUUAAUUCUCAUAACGUUUAGUCUUGAUUUUGUAUCUAUAUCGUGAGGAGAAAGUUGAUGUUGGUCACUCUUGGAACUGAUGGUUAAAUGAAUAAAUAACAAUGUAUGAUUUAGAUGUAGCGUAUCCACAUGGUUGUUCUUCGUCUAUUACUCCUGAUAAGGAUUGUCAUUUAGUGCCGGGGGGCGGCCAUUUCCCCCGGCUGUUAUGAGUAUGACCCCUGGCCACUUUCUUAGGACACAAAAGGAAAUAGAACCAAAGAACCUCCCAGCUGUUAAAUCCCCGCCUUCUAGUAAGUGCAUAUGCACGGCACAUUGCUUAUCUUGUGACUUACGUUGCAUCUCAUGCUGGCAUUUUGAGCUGAUCUUUGCGGAUCAGGUGUUUUAUUCCAGUCUUUGCGGAUUCUGGCUCCCACCCCCUCCCUCCCCUUUUUGGGUUUAUACGUUGGUAAGUGUGGGGUCAGGUGAAUAUUUUCCACUGAAUUUCCAUCAGUGUGACGGUGCCGGUUGGCGGCUACAUGGAGGGGUGGUUCCCGCUCGCAGGGUUGCCAUGGAUACUUCCUUGCUAUGCCUGAGGCGCUCAGCCUCCCGUCCAACCAUUAAGGCACCAGUUCCCAAGCUCAUCCAUUGGCGAUGAGUUUAACGGCAAAUAGUUGACGAGGGGCAAAGACGUAUCAAUACCAGUAGAAAUCGAGAGUAAGCCUUGGUGUAAUAAUUUCGAGAAAAAUAAUCUGCUAGUAUUAUAUUGCAAAAUUAAUAUACGAGAGCUUCUGGUAAGUUUUAUCAAGUAUUUAGUGGCCUUAAACUUUUCUUGUUGUUGUUGUUGUUUAAGAGUGAUAUCUGAUAUGGAUGAACCUCAAGGCAGGCUGAUGGGUGCUCACGGCUACUGCACGCAGGUUAGAUUUUCAAUGCAGUACAUGUAAACUUCAAUCUUUUUCGUUUACGGGUAUGGAUCAAUCUGACGACGACGACGAGGAUGAUGAUGAUGAUGAUGAUGAUUCCCCCCACUUUAAUCUUAAAUGGAAUGAAUAGUCUUUGUAGGUUAUGCCUUGGCGCGCCCAUUUAUUUUAAUAGAAUGUGUAAUAUUAUUUUUUUUGUAUGCCUGCUAACACCCAUCCUCGGAGACCCAGGGGCAGUCAGUCGGAUCGGGAGAAAGGCGGGACGAAAGUUUUCGAGUAAGUGCAAAAGAGCCCCUGGGUACCGACUUUCACCGAACUAUUUCCAAAAAUUCAAGCGGAUGCCGGCUCCUGAUUGGGCACAAAAAAUGCUUUGUAUUUUUUGGCCCAAUAGGCGAACAGUUUCUCCUGAGUUCUUUUCGUGAGUUGGUACACGACGGCUAUUGUCUCGAUCACGGCUUGUCUGGUUCAUGCACCAAAGAAAUGCACGCGGUCAGGAAACUUUCAGUUUGACAUAUUAAAAUCCCCAUCUGAUUUCAAAAUACUGUCUGCCCGAGAGCUAAAGACGCUUUUCCAAAAAUACAAGCUUGAGCUUACAACAGGUAUUCACGCUUGAAUUGGUCACGUCUUGUGUAAAUAUUAGGGAGUUUUCAAAAGAUACCACGACGGCUCACAGCCACGAAAACGUCGCAUGGAAAAGUGAAUUCACAUUUUUUUCAGUCUCUAUCGUGAUUAUUCCAACUCGCUUACUUUGUCAAAUGCAAGCGAACUCUUCUGGAGCUGAAUUUCUAACAACCAUAUCCACGUUCAUGAGGAGAAUGAAUUUUGUCAUUGCUUGUUUACGUCCUUCACAAAACAUGAAAUUAGGCAUUUUCACGGGUAGUCGUGCAGUUGACGGCAAAGAAAUGUGCAAAAAAGCGUGAUGCACGUGCAAAGUUUUUGUUUUGCCUUGUGAAGCUAUUGCUUAUUUGACUUUCUCGUCGGCGCCGCGUCUUAAACUUCCUAUUAUUUAUGAUACAUUGUGAUCCGUCAAAAACAGAAUAUUCUAGGGGCAAAUUGAAUUGCUUCUGCUGAUAGUAUCCCAAACGUUUUAUCAACUCAUCGGUAGUUCCUUCGUUUCUGGUUAGGAAAGUAGGAAAUAAAAGUUUCCAUUGCACGCACAAGCUUAGUGAACGAACCGGACAAUAGCCGUCGUGUACGAACUCACGAAAAGAACUCAGGAGAAACUCUUCUCCGAUUGGGUACAAUAAUACAAAGCAUUUUUUGUGCCCAAUCAGGAGCCUGAAUCCGCUUGAAUUUUUGGAAAUAGUUCGGUGAGAGUCGGUACCCAGGGGCUCUUUUGCCCGUACUUGAAAACUUUCGUCACGCCUUUUUUCCCAACCCGACUUACUGCCCCUGGGUCUCCGAGGAUGGCUAACACCAUUCUGACCACAGUUUUCCCAAGUGCGGUGGUAAGGUUUUCCCUUAGUCCCUUGAUGUAUCCUAGAAGUGUUUGUUACUUUGUUUGUUUGUUUCCGUCUUUCUUUCGUUCUGUCUUAAUAGCUGAAAUUUCGUCCAGUUUGAGUUUUUUUGUUGUUGUUGUUUUUUAUCAUUGGUAGCAAAAGUCUCAUUCUCAUUGUUAUUACAUGUAUUGUCCUUUACAGGAACUGGUGAACUUGUUAAUAACUGGAAAGGCUGUCUCAAACACAUUCGACAAUAUCAUGGAGGUUGAUACGGGGGGAUCGAAAAAGGUGUAGUAUUUAAGACAAUGUCAUGAAAGGUAUAGUUCAUCAUGGUUAGUGUAUAAAGGGUUUCGUUUAUCGUUUGUCUCACGGUUGUCACUAAGAUAUUGAUCGCGACUUUUCGACCGCGUACUACAGAUCCUCGUCAGGUGAUAGAGUCGACUUACUGUGUAUGACUGUUCGUACCCUCGUGGUUGUUAAUGAGCCCUGACAUUUUUCUUAAUUCAACCCUCUUAAUACGAACACCUCGUUAAAGAGGAUUUCUACUAAUACAAUGAAACCUGUAUUAAGCGGACACCCUCGGGGAAUGCUGUAGUGUCCGUUUAAUACAGGGUGUCCGCCUAAUACAGGUUUCGAUAGAUAACGUCAUAUGACGUGUCAAAUGCUAUUGCAUAUGAACAGUGGAAACGUUUAGAAUGCUCCCAGCGACUGUGACGAUAUAAGUUUACAUUAAUUUCUUUAUCAGAGUGAACCAAUUGAUCAUAGUACCAUAAACAACGAUUGCAACUCAAUUGUGAAGAAAUCAGAUGAGUGAAAAGAGCUUUAUACAAACAAAACGAAAUAGAAAACAAUACAGUACGGUGAAUCUAAUCAAAUAAGUUCGUCAAGUCAAGUUUUUAAAUGCAAAAAUCGAAAAAUUUGUAGGUGGCAAUUCGAGGCAAUCUUUCACAUUUCCGGUGUCUGGCAUGUUGGGUGGUGGAAUUUAAUUACAAGUGUCCGUUUAAUACAGGUUGGCAACAAUAGAAAUGACCAUUUCAGGUACUUUUUAGGUGUCCGCGUCUGCUUAAUAGAGGUGUCCGCUUAAUAAAGGUUUCAUUUAAAGUAAAUAAGGGACACAAAUUUUGGGACUUCGGCUACUGUCCGCGUAAUAGAGGGUGUCCGCUUAAUACGGUGUCCGCUUAAUACAGGUUUCGCUGUAUGUGAAAAAGAAUUACAACGAUUCAAUGCGAUACAACCCCAAUAUCUCGAGAGUAUCUGAAGGAAUUCCCCUUAUUCUACGCGACUGUUGAUGCCUCUGGGGUUGAGCUUCGUCCCUCUAUGCUGUUUAAUCGUUCGACGUAAACGUCUUAUAGUAAGGUUUUUUGCUUCCCAUUAAAUGCUAUCAUUCAACGAUCUUUUUGUGUUUUUUAGAAUGUCUUCAAAGGGAUAGAUAAACAAAGUGACAUCGGGUUUCUCUCCUUAUUUGAACAUUACAAGUCAUGCGAGGUUAGUGAUGACUAGAGAUAUUUCUCUGUGUAGAUCGGAGAGAAACAAGGGCGAGUGCGAUGGAAGGGGCCGGGAGGUGCUUACUAACUGUCACGGUCUUUAAGGAGUUUAAGCAGCGCCGUUUUUGAGCGACGCAGGUCAACCGGAACUGAGCCUUUUUCUGUUUUAAUAUGCCUUGGCGCUACCAAAUUUGUAUUGCUGCAUGCCUUUACUCUUAAAGAGACGAUUUGCACAAAAAUUUGACAAAAUAACGGCCCAAGAGUUCAAAAGGUCCACUUCCGCUUCACGUGCGUCGCUCAAAAACGUCGCUGGUCUAGCUCCCUUUAAUCUUUCUGCACACCUCCAAGGCUGCUUCCUGUUCGUCCUUUGUACUAAGGUUAGGAGAUUCUUAAUGGAACAGAACUCGUUGUUCUUCUUUUAUACACUGAGGCAAACCUUGGGCGGAGCUCCCGUCCAUAAUAGUCGACGGUGGAAAUGAACAGGCUGUUAGAUUUCAUUUAAGUAUUCUAAUAGGCAAAGACAUGACUGUUCCUGUGUUUUUUUGCGUUUGACUACAGGUGGCUAAAGUGCACUUUAGGAAACCCUGGUGCUUUAAUAUGAAGUGUAGAGCUGUUUGUAUUGACAAAUCUAGCAGAUAUGGGCCAAAACGUUUCUGUCUGCACGAAGUUUUUUCAAGUUUGCGAUGUCCACUUGAGAAGUUUGAAACGAUAUAGUAUUCGAGGUCCUCAUUCCUUUUGUUAGUUUGGGACGUGCGCACUCUCUGCUGCACAUUGUCUGCAAUGAUUAAACUUGUUUUUUAAACAAUGGUCUGGGUGGUCUCUAUAUAUGUUUAGACGAUCAUAUGGAAAUAUACCCGUGAGGCGAUACAGAAUUAUCCGAACAAUUGUGGCGAUCGCAAUCGCGGCCAUUCAAUCUUCUGGAUAGAACCAAGCUCUGUAGAUAGGCCGGCUCACAUAUUUUGGUUUGCAACGUUCCAAGUAGAAAAUAGAGGCGACUGAAACAAUCCAGAUUAUUAUAAGGAAAUCAGGCUUAAGGCUUAACCGGAAGGUGCAAAGGACCAGUUGUGCUAGCCUGCAAAACAGGGGGAAGACGCUGAAAUUUUUUCUUUAUUAUUUUUGUGCGCUUUUCCCUGCCGCGCUUGUUUCCCCUCCACGCCUUCUUGGUGCUCGUCCGAAAAACGCGAAAAAAAAGGCGCCCGUUCUGCAUGCUACAGUUGCACUGACAGAAGAAACAAAGAGCAAACUGCGGUGAUAAACAUAUAAGGAAAUAUAAACGCAUCUUUAUUUAUCACUGCAGUUUGUUUUUUUUGUUUCCUCUUCAGCUUAGAUGGCCAAACAACAUGAGUUUGUGCGAUGAACUCACAAAAUUCAUCAUUUCAUUUGUUACAGGUUGGUGUGAAUUACAAGACUCCCAAUUAUCCUAUUUGGGUGAUAUGCAGCGAGAGUCACUUCAGUGUCUUGUUCUCUAUCGACAGAAACCUCUUGGACGACUGGUAAGCUUAUAGUGACUAGUAAAUGAUACUGGCCAAUUAACGGCAUUUGAACUUGUAUUCUUUGAUGUUAUGAAUGUCAUUAAAAGCCUGUUAUGCAGUAAUGAGGGCACUAAUUCCUUCCGUUGAUUAAAAACACUGAUGUUAUAAAAGAGAUACUACGUUCUGGUCACUUUUAGUGCUUUACCAAAGGGCUAGAAAAGCAAAGGGAUCAUUAUGCGUUUCUUGGAAACUGCCCACCUACCCCUCCCCUAAGUCCUCUAAGCUAACAUUUUGCCCUAAGAGAGAAGUAAGUGUUAAUGUUGGCUUAGGGAAGGGGUAGGUGGGCAGUUUCCCAGAAACGUAUAGGGAUCAUUAUGCGUUUCUGGGAAACUGCCUACCUACCCCUCCCCUAAGUCCCCUAAGCCAACAUUUUGCCCUAAGAGAGAAGUAAGUGUUAAUGUUGGCUUAGGUAAGGGGUAGGUGGGCAGUUUCCCAGAAACGUAUACUCCGAGGAAAAGCUUUGGGAUCAAUUGAGGCUUCUGGGUAACUGAUCACCUACCCCUCCCCUAAGUUAACAUUAACUUUUACAUUCCACUAAGGGCAAAAUUGUUACGUAGGAGAGGGGUAGGUGGUCAGUUACCCAGAAACGUCAACUGAUCCAAGUUUUGGAUAUCUCCAAGGGAAAUUGGACCCAGAGUACUCUUGUCAAUACCGUUGGACGCUUGUGCUAAGCUUAGCAAGCCAUGGGGCCCACACCAUCGAGGUUUCUCCUAGCCUCUUUAGCAAAGAAAAACCUUGGUGAAUUGCUUUCCUACCCCGCCAUCUCCUCCGCUAGGAAAGGAAACGUCUGCCUGCAGGCUACCGCAGGAUUACCCCUUGAAGUUUGUCGCCAGGUCCCGUUAAUACAUCUGAGUGACGGAAUGAACGCGAUAGCAGGGCUUGAGCCCCGAACUACAGAUCUGAAGCCAGAGAUCAUUGCAGGGAAGUCCUAGUCAUAAUAGUGAAACGCUUGCUGAUUUCGUCGCCCCUUCCGCUUCAAUUUUUAUUACCAAAAAAAAAAAACAGAAAAAGCUACUAGAGAAGUCCAAACAAUCUCUUGAAACCAACACUGGGAGAAGGAGACCUCAAGGGAAUGUGAGCGUGUAUUCGUGGACUGACUUGGUUUAUCUUGUGUUUUCAAGAUUAUGACGAUAAUUUCAAGUGAUAGUGAUUGCAGGAUUAGAUGUGUUUAUUAUGUACUAUCUAACUGCAGGGUCAAUAUAGGAGUCGACGUAGGCUAGCGAUUGAUUGAGUGAUUGAUUGAGUGAUUGAUUGAUUGACUGACUGACUGAUUGACCAAUUGACUGUUGAUAUACACAGGAGGUUAGAGAAGAAGUUUGAACUUUAUUACUAUGAUGGUCUGGCACGGCAGGAUGAGGAAUUAAGAUUGACAGUUGGUGAGCAUGCAUUUCUUCGUGUAAACCGUCAUAGUGUAACUUAUAUGGUCUUGGUUGGAUACAUAGCUGUUACAGGCUAGACAAUGGCCCCGGAAAAGAGAUACUUCAAGGUCGUGAAAAAGUCAGGGAAGUUAUUUUGAAUCCAGAAAAAUUGAAAUCCUUUUAAGAAUUAAGAGAAAAACUAAGGGAAAAUUGAAAUUAUAAAAUCACUGGUUUAAUACCAUUAACAUGGAAAAAACGUAUUUCGGGCUAAUAUAAUCUCAGAGAUGUCUUUUCUUAAUGAAAUUAUGAUAGCGUCUCUGUAACAUGUAUGACAUCAUCGUAUUUGAAUUGAAACCUCCGUUUUCAUGAAAAAAAGAUAGGCAUGCGUUUUGCAAAUUAAAAAAAGAAGAAAGAAAAGAAAAGAAUCAACACUGUGAAAGCGUUUUACAAAACUUGCGUUUUAGGUCCCCGAAAACUCCGUUUACGUGUGGACGGCAUAAGAGUUAAACGGAGAAAAAAAUGGUUUCAAAAAUAUUCGGAUACGUGUGGACGCCUUUAAGUGAUUUCAUCUUUCUCUUGAUAAAGAUACAACAAAAGAAUGCCCAGAAUACAAGGACAAUGAUCUUGUGCCUCCACUGGAACACUGCAUACGAACAAGGUGAGACAACAGAAAGAGGUAAAAAGGUAAAGCAACCAUAUUUUACCUCGAUAACUCGUGACAGAAAUAACUGAUAUAUUUGAGGUCGACAGCACACUUAUUUUACCUCCCUCUCUCCCUUAAUGCUCCGUUUUAAGAGUAUCUAAAGCUAGUCAAAGCUACACAGAAAGGAGAGAAGUUGAAACAAAGACGUCAUGUCACCAGGGAUUGAACUCGGGACCUCGUGCACCGAAGACCACGCACUAACCAACUGUCAGGCCACCCUUGCUUCUGUCAGAAAAGUGGCCCUUUGCUUUUGGCCGAGUGGCACUGACAAAAACGCCAUGCUGGGAGGCAAGAAAGCUGCUUGGUCAAGAAAGAGAAAGUAAAUUUCUUAUUACAUUAAGGUCUGCUUUUCUUGUCGUCCCUGUAGUUUUCUUGCUCUCCAUCAAGUCGUUUUUGUACCCUGUCAUUGAUGAGCUUCAAAAGGCCCAUAAUGGCCGUAUUCACACCAGAGACGGAUUAUCCGUUGGAUAAUUCGCGUCAGACAGAUAAUAGGUCUUAAUUUGAACAUGGAAUGGUCUUAAUUUUGGGUGGAUAAUCUGCCGUCAAUUUUGACAGAUUUUGAAGAUGGAUUAUCCGUCUGAGACGUAUGAUCUGUCUCUUGUGUGAAAACGGCCAUUGGGAUCAUUUUUGACACAGAAGUGCAUUUCAAGGCUCGUUUUCAACCAUCAGGUAAUGUUUGUAGUCAUUCAGAUUAAACCUCGUCAGCUCUACUUUCACAAGUUUCUAUAUCGUGAGUGAGAAUUUUUUAGUCUGUGGAUGAAAUCCUAUCUAUGGGGUGACCAUUCAAAUGAAACCUCUUCAGCAGUACUUUCAGAUGUUUCUUUUAAUUUAGUAUGUAGCUGUUACUUUUGAGUCUGUGGACGAAAUUCUAGGGCGUGGUCAUUCAAAAGAAACCUUCUUCGCAGUACUUUAACAUCGUGAUGGUACUGUUUUAGCGUGUAGUGCUUAGUUUGUCGGCAAAUUUUUAAAGUGUUACUAUCCAAAAACCUAUUGCUUGCUCGUUAAAGGGGUAUCUGGAAUCUCUUUGAUGACGAAAAGUCUAGUCGUUUUAGGAUUUCUUCUUCUGACGCGGAGACAGGCGUGUUCGAUGUAUUUGUUGACGUGCCGGGCUGAAUAAAAGCUAGAAAUAUUUUAUGCACCAAGUCAAAAGAUAUUUUUUAACUGAGCGGACUCUCGCGCGCUGAUUGGUUGAGAGCUUUGUUCGAACAGAGUGCAGACCACGGAAAUAACGUCAUGAUGGCGCAAUUUGUUUUUCUCUUUCUCUCGCGCGCGAUUUUCCGAGAAACUUCAACGUGAAUGGACGCCAAAAACUGGCAAUGUUAUUGCAAGAAACAAAUCGACAACAAUUUUCCAUGGUCCGUACUCUAGUCUACAAUAUAAAUGACGUCAAAAUGUUCAAAACUUUGCAAUGAAACCGCGGCUCCUGGUUUCACGUGAGUUUUGAACAUUGUGACGUCAUUUCCAUGGUAGAUAAGUUUACAAACCAGGGAUUGUUAAAACCAGCUUGUAACAUGACGCAGAAUGCAAUAAUUGGCAUACGAUAAUUUGGCGUCCUUGUCCUAAGAUAGUAGUAGACUAUUAAACCCUUGUGUAUUUUUUUACUUAUCGUACAGGUGGAAGAAUGCUGUCAUAGACUGGAAUGGAUCCGAACCUAUCUUAUGAUGUUCGCCCCUUUUUGUAAUCAGGUAUCAAAGCCAGAGGACUAAAGAAUCAAGACAUAAAAUCCUGUUGUUUACAGGACAGAGGACUCUAUUCACUGGAUAAAUCUGCUUCUUUUUGUUUAGAUGAUAUCGUGAACUUUCCUCAUAGGGGCAAUCGCGACUUUCAAGUGUUUAACUGGAAACUCUCCUCAUAAAUACUUUUUUAUAAAAUGGAGACCUCUAUAUUACGGAAAAGCUUCAUAGCACUUGAAUACGGACCUAACGAUCCGACAAUGGCGACGUCCACGAAAAAGUCGUUAAAAAACAGACUUCGCAACCUUUCAAACUUUUUGGCGAUUAUCCCUAAGUUACGUAAAGAAGAAAAUUUAAGUUGGAGCUGAAGAGAAGAGACUGCGCCCGAUAUUAAGACGGAGAUGUUAGAAUUUAUUGCCUUGUCCGCUUCCCGUUCUCAAGUGAACGUAAAAUUUGACCUUGUCACGUCUGUAGUUGUGAAGGGACGGCAAUAAAAUUAACCAACAAUCGUGAUGCACGCGCAAAGUCGUGUGUGCUCAUUAAAACUGAUGCUUUUUUGACGUUCCCGUUAACGUUGCCGUCGUAUUAUCGUUAGGUCCCUAACGAUACCGUCGAACCUCAAUUAAGCGGCCAUUCUCAGGGUACAGCAUAAUCUUUAGCAGCAACAUCACUUUAUUUUGAAACAAAUCGUGACGGAGGAAGCAUUUCUUGUCAACAAUCGGUUGUAAUCUUCUAUCUUUGGACUGUAUUUUCCUUCAUCAUGUUCUUGAAAUAAAGCUAAACUAAGUGUAUCAAGCGCUUGAUGGCCGCUUAAUGGAGGUGUUCGCGUUGGAAUUUGUGAAUAUAUUACUUCAGAUGGUUGCUCAGGCGGUAAAAAAUGCGUCUUCACUUUUAUUCAGCGGUCAUAGCGAACUCGAAUACACUUUAAUAACCCUACUUAAAGUACCUACCAACUCGAAACUGGACUAUUGCUCAAAAGUGUUACGUUUUGAGCUUGGGUAUUAGAAAAAUCCCUUUUCAGUCAGGUAUUAGUAAAUCAGAAGGAAAAUAGUGUCAAGUCGGUCCGCUUUAUCGAGAAAUUAUAAGCGCACCUGUCGGUCGCGAUGACCGUUGUGUUGUAUCAAGUAUAAACAUAUUCCCAAAUGUUGCUUUCAAAAUUAAAUAUUUAUGAAGUCAUAUGGACAAAUGGCUCUGGCUUUUAAGGCAGGGAAUAAACGGCC
Porites lobata is the source of this 26513-nucleotide messenger RNA. The record is from the annotation of a GenBank genome assembly. Lineage: Eukaryota; Metazoa; Cnidaria; Anthozoa; Scleractinia; Poritidae.